Messenger RNA from Salvelinus sp. IW2-2015, 2912 nucleotides. RefSeq names its product ATP-binding cassette sub-family D member 3. Gene Ontology annotation, biological process: fatty acid beta-oxidation; very long-chain fatty acid catabolic process; long-chain fatty acid import into peroxisome. Gene Ontology annotation, molecular function: long-chain fatty acid transmembrane transporter activity; ATP hydrolysis activity; ATP binding. Lineage: Eukaryota; Metazoa; Chordata; Actinopteri; Salmoniformes; Salmonidae. Gene Ontology annotation, cellular component: peroxisomal membrane; peroxisome. The record is from RefSeq and is a predicted model, not a curated record.
UGAAAUGCUGCACCAUAUAGCUCAUUAUGCUAGCACGCCAGCCAGGUAGCUACCCCAGCAUGCACCUCGUUACUUCUUUGGUCGGUCGACAGAUGAAAACAUGGCGGCGAUCAGUAAAUACUUGACAGCUAAGAACUGCACUGUAGCAGGCGCCACAAUCGUUGCCUUGUAUCUUCUCAAGAGGAAAAGACAUGCUGCCAAGAUAAAUGGGGUGAAAAGAUCAUCAGAACUACAGUUGAGCAAAGAUGAGGCCAAGAAGGAAAGGACGGUGGUGGACAAGGUGUUCUUUGCACGUAUCCUGAAGAUAGUGAAGAUCAUGGUUCCUGGAGUGUUCUGCAAAGAGUCAGGAUACUGUCUCCUCAUCGCUGCCAUGCUGGUGGCCAGAACCUACUGUGAUGUGUGGAUGAUCCAGAAUGGCACCAUGAUCGAGAGUGCAAUUAUUGGUCGUUCAACAAAAGAUUUCAAGAGACUCUUGUUCAACUUUAUAAAAGUCAUGCCAUUUAUCUCGUUGGUUAACAACUUCCUCAAGCUGGGUUUGAAUGAACUGAAGCUCUGUUGCCGGGUUCGACUCACCAAGCACCUCUAUGAUGAGUACCUGCAAGGUUACACGUACUAUAAGAUUGGUAACCUGGACAACCGCAUCGGUAACCCCGACCAGCUGUUGACCCAGGACGUUGAGAGGUUCUGUAACAGUGUAGUGGACCUCUACUCCAACAUCAGCAAGCCUCUAUUGGACAUUGGUCUGUACAUCUUCAAGUUGACCUCGGCCAUCGGGCCACAGGGUCCUGCCUGUAUGAUAGGCUACCUGGUGUUCUCUGGGCUCAUCCUGACACGUCUGCGGCGGCCCAUCGGCAAGAUGACGGUCAUGGAGCAGAGGUACGAGGGAGAGUACCGAUUCGUCAACUCACGCCUCAUCACCAACAGUGAAGAAAUUGCCUUCUACAAUGGAAACCUGAGGGAGAAACAGACCAUUCACUCUACCUUCCAGAAACUGGUGGAUCAUUUGCACAAUUUCAUUGUCUUCCGCUUUUCAACUGGUUUCGUGGAUAGCAUCAUUGCAAAGUAUAUUGCCACUGUUGUGGGGUACCUGGUGGUGAGCAGGCCGUUCCUGAACCAUACCCACCCACGCCACCUACGCAGUACCCACGCUGAGCUGCUAGAGGACUAUUACCAGAGUGGGCGUAUGUUGCUGAGCAUGUCUCAGGCCCUGGGCAGGAUCGUCCUGGCUGGCAGAGAGAUGAGCAGGCUCUCUGGGUUCACAGCUCGCAUCACCGAGAUCAUGAAAGUCCUGAAAGAGCUGAACUCUGGGAAAUACGAGAGGACCAUGGUCUCUCAACAAGGAGGAAGAGAUGGUGAAUUACAAGAUAGAAUCACCUUGGUCCCAGGAAGUGGUGAAAUCAUCCACAAAGACAAGAUUAUUAAGUUUGAGCAUACACCUCUUGCAACGCCCAAUGGGGACAUUCUUAUCAAAGACCUCAGCUUUGAGGUGACGUCAGGGACAAACGUCUUGGUGUGUGGCCCCAACGGCUGUGGGAAGAGCUCACUCUUCAGAGUCCUGGGAGAGCUCUGGCCUCUGUUUGGUGGCCGUCUCACCAAACCUGAGCGAGGGAAACUCUUCUAUGUUCCCCAGAGGCCAUACAUGACCCUGGGCUCUCUGAGGGAUCAGGUGAUCUACCCAGAUACAGUGGAGGACCAGAGGAGGAAGGGCACCUUUGAUAAGGUGCUGAAGGAGUACCUGGACAACGUCCAGCUUGGUCACAUCCUGGAGAGGGAGGGCAGCUGGGACACAGUCCAGGACUGGAUGGACGUCCUCAGUGGAGGAGAGAAACAGAGGAUGGCUAUGGCCCGUCUGUUCUACCAUAAGCCCCAGUUUGCCAUCCUGGAUGAGUGCACCAGUGCUGUGAGUGUAGAUGUGGAGGACUUCAUCUACAGCCACUGUAGGACGGUGGGCAUCACGUUGUUCACGGUUUCUCACAGGAAGUCUUUGUGGAAGCACCAUGAGUACUACCUGCACAUGGAYGGAAGGGGAAACUAUGAGUUCAAAGCCAUCACCCAGGAAACAAUUGAGUUUGGGUCAUAACGACCUCACCACAGCCAAUUAUUGCUCACAGAGAUGGUCCUAAGUAAUUCUGCACUACAUGAAGCAUAGGGAACAGAAGUCAAGUCCUAACAUAUUAAAAUGUUAUGCAACAGUGUGAAGACUGGGAGCUCAAUGUCAAGAGAGAAAUAGCUAAACCUGUAUUAGAUUAAAGGUAGAGUCCACAAUAUGACAUCAUACAGAGCAGGGUACACUUCCUGCUUGCAGAAAUAAACAAAACAAUUGAUUUCUGCCAAGACUGAGCGUAUUGGCUCUUCCUAAGGGCAGAUUGAAUUCUGUUUAGAGCAGGAAGCCGCCCCGCUGUGUAUGAUGAUGUCAUAUUGCAGAGUCUACGUUUAAGGACGUGCGUGUAGUGAGUUUUUUUAUUCUAUAUGAAGCAAAUAAUGUACUAAGAAAACUAGCCUUACUAGCUGUAUGUUUUAAUUUUAUUUCUGUUAAUAUUGCAUUGUUUUUCAUUAUUUAAAAUGGUCAGUUUUAAUGUUGAAUUAAAUGUUUGUUUAGUGCUGUUUGUUGAAACACUGAAGUGCAUUCUUCUUUCAUGAAGCCAGUAACUGUAAAUGACAUUAAGCAUAGCUAGUCCAAAUAUGUCAAUUGUAGUACAUGUAUGCACAUUUUUUUUGUCUCUUAUAGUAUAAACCCUCAGCGGCUGCCUCAAUUUGGAAGGUACUACACUGUAGUUACUUUACACUGUACUUAAUUUAGCUUUGAUUAUUUUGUAAAAGGGGAUUGAGGACGUGGUACUUUUGUUAACAUAGGAUAUUUAAAAUGCCAUUGCUAUGAGCUGAACUAGAAAUAAAUAUUUCAUUAAUAUAUA